AUGAACAAAGUAAGCCGUCUUAGUGAAACAAGAUUUCUUUACACUGUUUUGGUAUCAAAUUGGGUGUUUGAAUAUUAUGAAGAAUUUGUAAAUUUUAUAUUGUUGUCUGGUGUUGAACAAAACAUCUCCAAAAACAUACCAAACAACAGUGAACUUGGUGUGGUGUCUUUUACAAAUCCAGUAUUUGUAGGUGUUGUAUAUUUUGUCAAUGUGUUAAUGACAGAAAUGAAAGCUCUGAGUGACUGGUUACAAACUGAUGGCCUUUUGUUUUUUAUGGCUUUUAAAAGGAUAGAAUUGUAUAUCAAACAUUUAUUUGAUAUACGAGUUUUAAUUAAAAAUGGCGACUUUAAAUACUUCAAAAAGUAUUUGUACGGUGGAAUCAUUGAUCCAAAUGAAAGAGAACGUAUCAUUGAUCGUAAUGAAAGAUAUACAAAGUUUCUCUCAAAUUUGUA
Messenger RNA from Entamoeba invadens IP1, 452 nucleotides. RefSeq lists its product as hypothetical. The transcript has a single exon. Lineage: Eukaryota; Evosea; Mastigamoebida; Endamoebidae. The record is from RefSeq and is a predicted model, not a curated record. The annotation marks the transcript as partial.